UUCUGGAAAACAAACAAUCUACAGUCUGCUUCUUAUCAUCAUGAGCAACUAAAAGAGGAGCUUGGAAUCUGAAAAUAUGACUUAGCUGUGAAAUCUUUGAAAAUAUGGAUACAGUUCUCGGUUGGUCUUACAGUUGAGCAAAACCAUCACUGGUGUGAGACAGUCAAGCUCUGAUAUUUUCCAACCCCUCUCCCAAAUCAACACAAGCCCAUAUCGCAACCCAUGGAGGGUCCUGUUCUGACAGAAUGUGAAGUUUGGAAAGUUGGUUCAGGGACCAACUCAAGUUUAAACACUGAUGACAGACGUACAGACUGUUCACCCCUCAUGAGUGACAUAGUUAGUGAUAAAAACCUGACAAAAGCAUCUGGAAACCCUGGGAUCAUGGUUCAAGAGGAUAUAAGCAGCACCGUCCAGGAGCAGUCCGAACCAGAGGUUACACCAGAUCAGAUUAAGACAGUAAUUUCACAUGAGCUACGAUUAGAAGAGGAUUUAUCCUCCACUCAAACAGCAGUCAAGAGCGAUGAACCACUGGAACCAACGUCGCAACAAGAGAAUUGUGCUAACCAAGGAGAAAAACCUGCAGCUAAGACUGACCAACAAGACCUCAAGCUGGAGAUUAACCAGGAAAUCACCAUACUGGUAACCAAUCAUGACUCUACUUUGGAAUCCGAGGAAGAUGAAGAUUUUGUGGAACAGAAGACUUCCAGCUCCCCUACUGAAUUUAAGACAUCAAUUGAGGGAGGAGGACAAACUGAGGAUGAGAGUCUGGAUGGUUCCAUCAUACUGGUGAAUAUGAUUGAGGUCAGCCAAGUCCAGAAGACUAGUAUUAGUCUUAGUAACAGUAAUGUUGAUGAGACAAAUUUUCCAGGAGGUCAGGGACAAGAGGAGAAUAAUAACUGUAAGAGUGAGAGCAGCAAUGGGAUAAACAUGGAACAAACUCAGCAGGAAAACAAGCAAAGCACAGGCUCAAGUCCCCCACCAAACACAGACUCAAGCAGCACACAAGCUAACACAAAUGCUGAACCGAGGACUUCUGUAAAUGUGAGUGUUGCUGGUCUGAAUAGUCAGCCUACGCAGUCUGAGGCAGUAGAGGUCAACACAAGAUUGAAGAAAACGGAAUCUUCAGAAUCCAGGGAUGCUGGACUGCUUUCACAAGAGGCGGCCUUGAGUCGCUCGCCUGGACGCCAAGAGCACGUGCAAACCCAGGUUAGUCUGGAGGUUAUGUAUCAGUCCGUGGCCACUAGCCCAAUGACCCCUCCUGUGGGUUCUGCUGUGUUCCUUUUUCCCUCUUCGUUCGGGAAACUGGCCAAGAAGUGCAGUACAUACAGACCACAGACCAUAGAGACAAAAGAUGCUGAGUUGCAGGUGGGCUUGAAGGUGGAAUUUCGUUCAGUUGCCACAGCUCCUAUGAGCCCAAUCAUUCUGACUGCACCUGAGGUGAUCCCAGAGCCAGAGCCACGACCAGGGGUGGCCCUAGAUGAAGUGCCAGAACCUGUGCAGGAACUGAGCUGGGAUGAAAAGGGGAUGACUUGGGAGGUGUAUGGUGCAGUGGUUGAGGGGGCAGUGUUGGGUACAGCCAUCCAGAAACACCUGGAGAAACAAGUGAAAAAACAGAAGAAUCAACCUUCAGACUUGCCAACUCCGACAGAUGCUCCACACAUGGACCCAACAGAAACACCUGUGCCGCCGCCUUCUAGUCCUCCCCCUACAUCAGAACCCAACGAAACAAGCCCAGCAAAAGAACAGAGCAAUAAUAAAGAGGUCAAGAAAGGUCCAAGGGGCAGGCGUCAACAGAAUUUUGUUCAACAGUGGUUUAGGAAUGUCCGGCGGCCAAGCUGUUGCUCCAGACCCCGUCAAGAUGAGGAAAACUAAGGAACACAUGACACACAUUCAAAAGGCUCAGUCACAUUCACCCUCGCACAGUGAAAUUCUGCAGAAGAAAUAGUGUCAAGGGGAUUCUGCACAAUCAGGAAUUUCACCUGAUAGACUUUCAGUGGCAAAUAAAUUUUUCAAUGCAUAUUUUGUGUGUGGUUCAAAUUUGGUGGACUUUGGCAAGCAAAUUUGCAAUAUUGAACAAUAGAAAGUUGCUAAUGAGCUCUAUGGUCAGUCCUCUUAUAAAGCAAAUUCAGGUUUCACAAGCACUUCUCCUUCGCAAAUGCCUUCUUCGCCAAUGAUAUUUCGCCAUGCAAGGCUGAAUAUGACCAAACCAUGAUGAUGGCCCUAAUCAGACAGUCUUUCCCAGAUUUGGCUUCAGUGAUGGCCCAUUGCAUGGUUGGGUUUUGUUCAAUGAUAAGGCCCUUUAACAUUCCAAACUAGGAGUUUUUUUCUUUACAGAGCACUUUAAGGCCUCUGUAAUGACUCAAAUGGACAUUGCACCACAGAAAGCUCUCCAUAUGGAUAAUGAUGAUCACCCAUAUUUAUCAUUUUAGUUAGGUUUGGUUUCAAACACUUAGAACAAAUACAGUAUAGAUAUUUUGAUUUCUGCUUGCUUUUUUUAAAAGCAAGCAGAAGGUUAUUUUGAAAUGGCAAUAACCAGCUUUGUUGCUUUGAGUGUUUUUCUCCUCUCUUCUGUCAAGAUGUUACACAGAUGUUAUG
Messenger RNA from Xyrauchen texanus (razorback sucker), 2595 nucleotides. Its product is annotated as G protein-regulated inducer of neurite outgrowth 3-like. Bases 223 to 1872 code for a protein of 549 amino acids. The record is from RefSeq and is a predicted model, not a curated record. The transcript is spliced from 2 exons. Gene Ontology annotation, cellular component: plasma membrane. Gene Ontology annotation, biological process: neuron projection development. NCBI's taxonomy places the organism in Eukaryota, Metazoa, Chordata, Actinopteri, Cypriniformes, Catostomidae.